Molecule: messenger RNA, 934 nt
Organism: Apis dorsata (giant honeybee)
Lineage: Eukaryota; Metazoa; Arthropoda; Insecta; Hymenoptera; Apidae
Gene: snsl
Exons: 6
Coding region: 236-898 (220 amino acids)
Source: RefSeq, a predicted model, not a curated record
UAAAAAAGUUCACCAAAUCAAUUACAGAUGGCCCUCAAACAAUGCGAAGUUAAAAAUAUUAAUUUUCGGCAUAAGUUGAGAGUCAAUGUAAAAUUGUGUAUUCACUGUAUAAUUUUCUUAUAAUAAAAUAAGUAUAAAAAAUGAAUUAGAAAAUUAGUUUAAGCAAAUAUAGAUUGAUUAAGCAAAGUAUGAGAAAAAGAAAAUAUAUUAUCGUGCAUGUCUAUUUGAUGGAAAAAUGUCGAACACGACAAGCGUAUUAGUGAAAUUGUGUAUCCUGAUGCUUCUUUAUGAAUGUGCAACAUGUCUUGUUAUCCCGGAAGAAUUGCCAACAAUACUUUCAUUGAUCUAUUCCAACAUUCCACCAAUCAAGAAAGGUACCGAUUCGCGGAUAGGCAUUGGUUUCCGGCUUGGCGAACAUGCAGAUUUUCAAAUGUUAUUUGAAUUAGGACCACAAAUGGAAACUGAACCCAUUGGUAAUACAGAUACUAAAAGACGUCGAGAUGCGAUGCUCAGUGCAGCAGUGAAAGGAGACUUGGGUCCACUAGCUCAAGCGGUGGCUAAAUAUCAAUUGGAACGUAAAUUGCGGAAAGAAUUGGAAAAAUUAGAUACGAUGGAGAAGAAGUUAAAGGUGAUUGCAUCGGAGAACGAUAAUAAGAAAACUAUAGGCAAUGAAUGGUUAACAAAGUGGAGCAAAGAAAUGACAAAAUCAACCGAGGAUCAAGCGUCUGUGGAAAAUAUUUCAAGCGAAAAAAACAAAUUAUUUGUAGAAACUCAAAGGAUAGGACGACCUCCAGAAUUAAAUAGCAAUAAAAGUACUAUUUCUGAUUUAAAAAAAUUAUACAAAUCACAAAGUGCCAUAGAGGAAAAAAAAACUGAAGAAUUUAUUUAUAAUUAUUAGGAAAUAUAUUUUUUUAAAUAUUUAAUAAAAAUUAUG